Periophthalmus magnuspinnatus is the source of this 3841-nucleotide messenger RNA. RefSeq names its product zinc finger CCCH-type containing 12Ab (gene zc3h12ab). Gene Ontology annotation, cellular component: cytoplasmic ribonucleoprotein granule; nucleus. The coding region runs from base 149 to 1906 and encodes 585 amino acids. Gene Ontology annotation, biological process: nuclear-transcribed mRNA catabolic process, RNase MRP-dependent; 3'-UTR-mediated mRNA destabilization. Lineage: Eukaryota; Metazoa; Chordata; Actinopteri; Gobiiformes; Gobiidae. The transcript has 6 exons. Gene Ontology annotation, molecular function: mRNA binding; metal ion binding; RNA endonuclease activity. The record is from RefSeq and is a predicted model, not a curated record.
UCCCUGUCGAGGUUCAGUCUUAAGAAAACCAGCUGACACGCGCUCUCGUGGUCUUCUCUGCGUCCGGAGGACUCACGGGACAUAACGAGAGUUUGGGGAGAGCGUAACCCAAAAGGUGCUGAGAUGAGUCAAUCUUCUAUGGACAGAGAUGAAUUCCGAGGUCCUUUUCGCUAGAAACAUUUGGACUGAAAUGUUCCAGGAUAGGUCUUUAACAUGGCCGUCGUCUCCUCCUCCCUCCUCCACCUCCUCCACCUCCCUGAGUCUCCCUGACUCUCUACACCAGCAAGCACACUCCAGAUCCCAGCUGGAACUCUUCCACAAACUGGGUUACACCACGGAGCAGGUCCAGAAGGUGGUGCUGAAGUUUGGGCCGGGAAUGGACACGGACAAACUGCUAGAGAAGCUGGUGAAGAUUGACGAGACGAAGCAUUCUGACCCUCAGACUGUGCGGAUGAACGUUCCAAUCGUACAGGGCGGCACGUGCACAACGAGAGCCCCGACGCAGAUGCCUGUUCUGGGGUCAGGGCUGAGCCAAGGCCCUGAGGAGAGCGGAGAGGAGGAGGACCCCUAUAGACACGUGGUCAUUGACGGGAGCAACAUCGCCAUGAGUCACGGGAAUAAGGAAGUGUUUUCCUGUUUGGGAAUCCAGAUCGCGGUAAACUUCUUCCUGGAGCGAGGUCAUAAAAGUGUGACUGUGUUUGUGCCAUCCUGGAGGAACGAGAAACCUCGUCCAGAUGUCCCCAUCUCAGAUCAGCAUAUUUUGCGAGAGUUGGAGAAAAGAAAGUUGCUGGUGUUCACUCCAUCGAAGCGUGUUAACGGUAAACGGAUAGUUUGCCAUGACGACCGCUACAUCGUGAAGCUAGCAUAUGAUGAGGACGGGCUAAUCGUGUCCAACGACAUGUACCGUGACCUUCAGCGCGAGAACCCGGAGUGGAAACGGUUUAUCGAAGAACGGCUCAUUAUGUUCUCCUUUGUCAACAACAAGUUCAUGCCUCCUGAUGACCCAAUGGGGAGACAUGGUCCUUCUCUGGAUGACCUGCGUCGUAAAUGUCCUGUGGUCCAGAAGAAGCAGCCGUGUCCUUAUGGAAAGAAGUGCACGUUUGGGAUCAAGUGCCGGUUCCUGCACCCGGAGCGCCCCAAGCAGUCCAACCAGAGCCUGGCUGAUGAACUCCGCAGCCGCAGCUCUGCACCGGCCCUUACACCUGCUCCCGGGCACAGCCUCUCUCUAGUGGAGGACAUGGCCAAAAAACUAACUCUGGGUGGUACCAUGAAGAAAGAGCAUCAUCCAGAGCUGAGUACUAUUUCUCCCGGGGUCAAAGGUCACAGUAAGAAGAGCUGCUCUAAGAAGGACAGAAAGUCCCGGCAGACCUCACUAGAGCAGGGUUCGGUCACCAGUAUCGACUCCCACGAUCUGGACUCGGGUUUGGGCUCCAUCGACCCUCACUAUGACGCCACCUACGGGACAAACCUGUACUCACAGCCUCACAGCGCCCCCUGUCACUGCUGCCACGUCACUGCACCUCACCAUAGCUUCCAGCAGCAUCCCCACAUCACCCAAUCAGAAAUCAACUUUGCUUACAACAUGACUGCUCAUCCCAACUACGGCUCGUACAGUGGUGGGAUGAGAGCGUACAGCCAGCACAGACCGCCACAGCAAAUGUACUGGUCCGAUCCAUAUAUGGCGGCCCCUAGAGCCAUGUGCAGGGCACCAGAGGAGAGUUCACAAUGGGAGCAGAGCCAAGUGAGCGCAGGACACGCCAAAGACCAGAGAGAAGCAGUUAGAAAGAAGUUGCUAGCGAUCUUUAACGUGCAGUUGGUGGAUACAGCGAUGAACUUAAACCCUCAACUUUUAGACCCUCAGAGAUUAUUAGCAGAGAUACUGAGGCUGCAGGGCCAGGGACUGUAAAAUAAAAACAAUUUGAGGCACGUUUUUGGACAUGAACUCUUGAAAACGAGAAAAACACUGCAAAUCCUGGAGUUUUUUUGAAAGUUAGUCUGGUGGACUGGUCUAUUUUUAUACUUUUAUCUCAAAUGGUUGGACACUUUCAGCCCAAAUCAAAUGAAAAGGAAUGGAUUGUGCUAGAUUCACAGCACAAAGGUUCUCAGUUCAAUUCCCAGACUAUGGAGUCUUCUGUGUGAAGUUUGCAUGUUCUCCCUGUGUCUGUGUGAACUAAUACAUGCACAAUAGGCAAACUCAUCCAGCUGCUGUUUGUAAUCAUGAGCAAAAUGCUCACGGUCACAUCUGCAGAUGGACUCUUUCACUCGGGUCACAUCUGCAGACAGGUCUUUUCACUCUAGUUACAUCUGCAGACAGGUCUUUUCACUCAGGUCACACCUACUGACGGGCCCUUCGAGGUCACGUCUGCAGACGGGUCCUUGGGCAGUGCUGACCACGACUCUCCGAGAUGUUGAGUAAUAAUUAUGAUCUUUGUUCUGUAAAGACAGAUACUGUUGACCCUGUUCAGAAGUAAUGUUAUUCAAAUAGUUCUGACCAAGAGCUCUUGGUUUAGUCCUGGUUUAGACCAGGUUUAGUUAUGGUUGAGAAUUGGUUUAGUCCUGAUUUAGUCCUGGUUUGGACCUGGUUUAGACUUGGUUUAUUCCUGGUUUAUUCCUGGUUUAGUCCUGGUUUAGACCUGAUUUAGACCUGGUUUAGUCCUGGUUUAUUCCUGGUUUAGUCAUGGUGUAGACCUGGUUUAGUUCUGGUGUAUUCCUGGUUUAGACCUGAUUUAGACCUGGUUUAUUCCUGGUUUAUUCCUGGUUUAUUCUUGGUUUAUUCCUAGUUUAUACCUGGUUUAGACCUGGUUUAGUCCUGGUUUAUUCCUGGUUUAGUCAUGGUGUAGACCUGGUUUAUUCCUGGUUUAUUCCUGGUUUAGUCCUGGUUUAGACCUGGUUGUGGUGGGUUGCAGGUGGUAUCCACUCUGCAGGUCCCAGUUGAACUGAAGCUGUCUCAGUGUUUGGUAAAGGCAGCAUUCUGUUGAUGCAAAUUGUAUCUUUAUUUAAAAUGUUGUGAUCUGCUCUGGUUAAAUGUGUAAAUACUUAAAGUUUAUGUUUUGUCAGAUCCAUGACUCAAACUGUUUUUUGUGUGUCAGUUUUAAAGACGAGGGUUGAUGUAUACUUGACCAUGUAUCUUUCACCCAUGUUCUAACACUGUACCCUCAACAAAAACAUGGAGAAGUUUCAGAUGUCAUCCAUACAUGUUUGAGUAUUCUAGAGAUCUCUCCUGGACCCUAUUCCAACCCUCCAACCUUACAGUUAGCAGUACGAGUCUGUACAAGGCUCCGCCCACAUGCCUACGUCACCCAUGCUCCCACACAACAGUUCUCCAUAAAUAUACAAAAACAUGAUACAAAACUGUACACAGCAACUUGACAAACCUGAUGUGAUGUGCAGUAGUUCCAUAAGUGAGAUGCAGCUGAUAGUGUUGUGAUAGUGCUCUGAAGGGGGAGUGACAGUGCAGAGUGCAAAGGGAGGGGGGGACUCAGAGCAUCAAAAUACCCCCUCUUCAGUACCCCAUAGAAGUAAAUACCCCCUCUUUAACGUGAGGUCUGCCUGACUCCGCCUCUUCUCAUUCAGUAGUUAUUACUAGUUAUUAUUAUUAGUUUAGGUUAUUUUGGUUUUUUUAUAUAUAUAUAUUUUUAAAGGGACAGUCCAGUGGGUAAAGGAAAAUGGUCAUAAUUCGUUCCAUCAUCUGUAUCAUAAUAAUCGUGGUUGUUCUUGCUUUAUGUAGCACCAUGACAAACUGAACGUUCCUGAUUGUGCCUUUACUGUUUCCAAAGCCCCUCCCUGUUUUAAAUCUAAUUCCUAUUUCACAAAAUUAUUUAAAUAAACUUAUAACAAAUUU